AAAGUAUUCUUCAUACUAAAUUUUAUAUCGUUAAUUUUCCGUCGUUUUAAAAAGCAACAGAAUCAGAUUAAAAAAAUUUUGGCGUUUUAAAAUCUCACAGUAGAGAUAAAAAAAAUGAAUACACUAACACAUAAUAAUAUACUGGAGACAAUACAAUUUAUACCAAUAUUUACAUACCUAAAUAUACUCAAUGAUUAUUUAUACCUUAAAAAUUAUUUAACAGAAGAUGAUCAAACAAAACCAAUACCAAUUGUUAAUGCACUUCAUCAAUUCUUUGAAGACAAUCGAGUAAAAAAAUACAAGACUGGUGAAUUAAUAAAAAUUUUAUUAAAAGGCAGCGAUCUCUAUGGAGAAAAAGAUAACGAAGAAUUUGAUAUUGUUUUUGCCAAUGCCAUGUUUCAUCACAUCAUUAGUUCUCUUGUAUUUGAAAAAUAUGGAAAUAUUUAUGGUUUCUUUGUACAUAUAUUUCGUGAAGCGGAAAAUUUACAAAUAGACUACAUAUUUAAUUUAAUAAAAGAAAAUCUUCAAAAAGCAUCAUUUGACAAUGAAUAUGGCAAUAGUUCGAAACUUACUUCACUCUCAGUGAAUAGAAUAUUUAAUGACAUUAUAUUGCCAAUGUUUCCUCAACCAAAUAAAGUUGAUUUUAAUUUAUUGUCACAUGAUUAUAUUUAUGCACAAGCUGGUUCAAUGUUUCUUAUAUCUGGAAGAAUUAGUAAUGUAUAUUAUAAUAAUUCCAAACACUACAGUGAUAUAACCCCAAAGGACGUUAAUUUAUUUGAAGAAUAUCAAUUAACUGGUUAUGUAAUUGAAAAACUAAUUGUAAAUGAGAAAAAAAAUUUAAGAAUGUUAAAAUCUUUUGCUCUCUCAGCUCUUAUUUAUGAGAUAUUUAAUUCUAAAUAUGAAUACAUUAAUUCGAAUGUAGGGGAAAUUAUAUCAAAUUCACAUUUUUGGCAGAUGGCCUAUAAAAAUUUGUUUCAAUAUAUAAUGAAUAUUUCUAAUAAUAUUACAGAUCAAUUGAAUGAAGACUACAAUUUAAAAAUGCAUUUUGCAGUAUCGAGUUUUCAAAGUCGUACAGCAUUGGCUAAAUUUCUCAUUGACGUUCAUUGUAGUCAAUAUAAUAAUACAAUGUUAAAAGUUUCUGAAUACUUAAAUAAUCCUAAUCACUUCGAAUGUGAAAAUGGAACAUCACUACCUGAUCUAAACGAAUGGUACAUGGAUCAAAUUAAUCAUAUUGUCAGUAUAUAUGAAAAAUUUGAUUUAACAUUAAUUCAACAAGCAUUUGGAGAAUCUUUCAUAAAUUCUCUUAAAUCAGCUAACGUUAUUAUAAAACUAAUACAUUUUAAUGAUAAAAUAGAUAUUGGUGACUUUUCUAAUACGAUACAAUCACCCUAUGAUUUGUUACAAUUUUAUUAUCCCGAUAGGAUGAUAAUGGAACAUUAUAUUUUAAAAAGAGAAAGCUAUAAUGUAACACUAAACAAAAUACCUGAUGAAUUACAAUUUAAUUAUAAAACUUUUGAUAUGAAAUAUCAAAAAUUAUUCAAUGGCAGAACAAUAUAUAAAGUUUUAAAAGCAUUAAAUUGGAGUAUGGAUUUGUUUUGGAAAAAUUUUUUAGAUUAUAAAAAAGAACGAUUAGAGAUGUAUUUACAAUUUUUUCACAUAUGUCAAUUCAAAAAUGAAGAAUGGAAAAAUAAAUUUUGGCAAGAAUUUAGUUUACCACAACAGGCAUUUAAUUUUAAUUUAUCAACAAUUAAUAGAGGUGCAAGUUUUUGUGAAAUAACUGAAUUGAAAUUUUCCGAUAAUGAAAAUGAUGAUUCAUCAAAUAUAAUACAUACAAAGACAAAGGAACUUUUGUCCUCGUUAGGAACAUCUAUAAAUGCAAUUUUUUUACAAAAUACCUGUAAUCAAGUAAUGGAAGAAUUAGAGAUAGAACAACGAGAGGAAACAGUUUCUUUGAAAAGUAUAUUAAACAGAAUUGAUUUAUUUGAAAAUAUUAGUCUAAUUCAAUAUGAAUCUACAUUUGAACUUACAACUUUAGCACAAGAAAACAUUGUUCUACUAACAAAGAUCAUUAAUGCCUUAAAAAGUAAAACAAAUUUGAGUUUGGUGUCAAUAACAAAUUCUCUUAAUAAAAUGUUAAUUUUAAAAUCAUCUACCCUCAAACCCAUUGGUUUUGUUGGUGAAGAUAAUAGUCAUAUAGUAUACAUAAACACUAUUGAUAUGAAAAGUGAUACUGGCUAUGGUUAUAAGUUCACUGUUAUAAAUACAGAUGUUCCAAAAUCUGUAUUAUUGAGAACUGGCUAUGAAUAUAAGAAUGAAAUAUUGAUUUUACAAAUUCAAGACUUUACAGACGACAUUAAAUUGUAUCUUAAAUUAAAUGACUUAACUUUAAAACCAGAGGCUGAAGAAUUUGUGUAUGAAGUCAAUAAUCAACUUCAAAGAAAUUCGACUAAACUUAAAUUUUUAGGAAUACCACUUUAUCACGAUGAUGAUAAAUGUAAUGAUCGUUUGUAUUUUUUACAGUCAAGACAACUUAAUGUUUGUCAAAGAAAAUUGAAAUUUAAUGUUAAAAACGAAUAUGAGGAGAAUAUAAUAAAAUAUGUCCAAAAUAAAACACAACUUUCCGAACAACAAAUACGCGAAACAUUGAAAAAAUACACAUUUCCAGAUAGGGCAGCACAAUCAUCAGCUAUUAAUCAUUGGAUAAAUGAUAAAUUCUUCCAAUUACCUCAUUGGAUUGAGAAUUAUGUAAUUAAAAAUUCCGAUGAUUUAAAUACAUUAAGAUACAGUUUAAAUCUUGAAAAUCAUAAUACUAUAUCAAUUUUUGAUGGUAAAUUUCGAAUCUUAUCAUUUUAUCAACAAAGAGAUAGAUGUCGAAUUGAAAAAGAAGCAGCUUUAGAAACUAUAAUUGAAGAUUACAAUCAACAGAAAGUUAGAUUAUUAGCAUCAUUUCAUGAUUAUUAUGCGAUAAGAAAUUUUGCAACAACCGGAUAUUCACGAAUAAUUUAUGAUUCACAUGAAGCGAAACUAAUGAAACUUGCUUUAUAUAAUUUAGCAAUAAGACAAUCUGACGAUCCGGAGGAAAAAUUUGAUGAGAAAUUAUAUCGAAUUGAAUCUAAACCUAUUGGUUAUAUUAACAAAUUACUAACUUCAAAAACAAAUAUUACUUUACAAAAAUUUACAACAGCCUUGACAUGUCAACUACUUGCCAUAAGUCUUGCCGCUUAUCCACAAAAUGGAUUUCAAAAUAUUGUUUAUGAAAUGUUAUUUGAUGGACCAUAUAUGAGAGGGAAAAUACAACAACUUUAUGAAUAUGAAGAAACAAUGAUAAUUCUAUUACCUGGAACUGUGUUUACAAUUGCAAAUUAUACAGAAAUGUACAUUGAAGGAUUGGGUUUUGUUACGAAAGUGGUACUUCAGAUUAAACAUUAUGAUGAAGACAAGUACAGAUGGUAUAAAAAAAUUAUGAAUGAAAUUUCACAAAUCAACUUCUAAAGACAAGCAAUGCGAAUUUCGACAUUCAAUUGGAUAUAUAUUUAUUUGAUGAACCUUGCUUUUAUGUAGAAUGCGUAGACAAAAUUAUUUUCGAAACAGUUUCUCCAUAAAUACCACAGAAAGGUGUUCACAACAUGAUUAUAUACAUAUACACUGUAAACUUAAAGUGGUAUCUUUUUAGAAUGCAACGUUUUGAUUCGAUAUAAGGUAUCAAAUUGAUACAAAUAUUUGGAUCAUUUUCAAGAAGUG
Messenger RNA from Leptopilina boulardi, 3741 nucleotides. RefSeq lists its product as uncharacterized. The record is from RefSeq and is a predicted model, not a curated record. The transcript is spliced from 3 exons. Bases 115 to 3492 code for a protein of 1125 amino acids. NCBI's taxonomy places the organism in Eukaryota, Metazoa, Arthropoda, Insecta, Hymenoptera, Figitidae.